Molecule: messenger RNA, 1539 nt
Organism: Mesorhabditis belari
Lineage: Eukaryota; Metazoa; Nematoda; Chromadorea; Rhabditida; Rhabditidae
Source: the annotation of a GenBank genome assembly
AUGUCAAAUGAUCCAUUGGAUUUGUUAGGGCCACAGCAAAAGCGAUCAACGGUCACUUUUGCCGAACCAACCCGCCCCUCCACUGCAGCGACGGGUCGAUCAAAUCUUGACUCACUAUUCGGAGAUCCCGGGCCAAGACAGAGUACAGCGGAAGGGAGAAGAAAUGAAUCGGCCACCACUCCAGCUCCGGCAACAAGAAGGCCAAGACCUACAUCGACCGAUCUCUUCGGUGGGCCAUCGACGUCUCAAGAAGCUCCUGUAACUCAACAAACUCCAUCUGUCCCCAUCACUCAAACAUCACAAUCUGAUACAGAAUCAAUUCUCAGGAUUCAAAGAUUGGAGAAAGAAAUAGAACGACUCAAUCGAGAGAUCGAUGAUUUGACAAGAAGAAAGAAAAGAGAUGAAGAAGAUCUCGAAAAAGAAUGGAGAGAGAAAUUGGGGAACAAAGAGAAAUCGUGGCUUUCUGAUAGAGAAGAAAUGGAAAAGGGAUAUCAGAAACAAAUCCAACGAUUGACUGAGCAAAACGAAAAUGACAUGGAGAGAUUGAGAGAGAAUUAUUCUCGACAGAUUGAGGCUUUACAAUCGUCGAAUAGUCAGACAAGAGAUGUUGUUGGAGUUGUGGAAAAAGUGGACAGAUUGAGCUCUCAAAUUAGCGAUCUCGUGCAUUCUGUUGGUGGAAGUGGUGAAAGAAUUCAAGCUGAUUUGGAGACGACCUUGCGAAUUCGAGAGACACAGAUUGAAUCUAGGGAACAAAACCUAAAAUCCGAAUUGGAUCGAUUCAAGGAAGAAAAAGACAAUGUUACUCUUCUGAAUUUAAAGCUAAAAGAUUUGGUUCAACAGCAAGAGGAUGGUAUUCAAAAGGAAAAAUGGAAAAUUCGCGAAGAUUGGAAUCGUCUCAGUGCUGAGCGCAAAAUUUUCAAAGAAGAUCAGCGCUUUGUUUUGGAAAGCAUCGAGAAACAGAAAAGAAUGUUGGAAACGACAAAAGAAUCAUUUUUCAAAGAACAGCACGAUUUGCUGAUCCGGGUGAGCAAUGAAAAGGAGAGUUUGGAAAGAGAACAACAACAAUUUCAACUUAAACGCUCGGCUGAUGUCAGAAGACUCAAAGAAGAAGCCACGCAAUUGCAACAUCGAAUACAAAAUGUACAAUUGGCAGAAGAGCACUCGGAAAGCUUGAGAUUACACUAUGAAGCAAAAUAUAAACAAUUAUGCGAACUUGAAGCUUCACUAAUGGAGGAAUGCAUGGAGUUGGAGAAUCUUCGGAAUCGAGGUUUUCCCAUUCCAGAAUCCACUCAGCAUCAACCCCGACACGAGGGGAGAGUUAUUGCAAUCAACAGAGUCGAAAGCCGACCUCCGCCACCUGUCGUCAACGAACAGUUUCCUGAUUUCCCUAUAGAUUCAGGCAGAAAAGAACGAUCUGAUAGUGUUCGUGCUGUCCUUCGAAAACAUGCAGAUUUCCUUGAGAAAUACACCGGUCAACGAGUGGCUGCCGUGGCUCCUCGAAAUCCCUCGCUUGACGAAUGGCAACAAGGAGAGAAUAGA